Messenger RNA from Penaeus monodon (black tiger shrimp), 695 nucleotides. RefSeq lists its product as uncharacterized. Lineage: Eukaryota; Metazoa; Arthropoda; Malacostraca; Decapoda; Penaeidae. The record is from RefSeq and is a predicted model, not a curated record.
AUGAAUGACGAGUCAGUAAAUAUAUAUAAAUAAAAAAGAUAAGUGAAUAGACAAAUAGAAAGAUACAGUCCCUAAUCGACUUAUCACACUUGUCAUCCGUCCAUUUUUCCAGAAACGAGAUGAAAACGACAACUGCCUUGGCGUGGGCGUGUCUGCUCCUGGGGGCGUGGUCAUUUCGGGCAUCGGGGACUGACUACCGCGCUGAGGAUUACCAAAGUAACUGUUUUGUGGAAUCCAGUGGAGUGUCAGCGGUUGUCAAGUCCAGGAUCAUGUGUGCUGUGCGGUGUACCAUGGCGCGUUGUUCUCGCUUCAAAGGAAACUGUACACUUUUCGACCAGGGGCUGGCCAGCGCGGCAGCCAGUCGUACCUACCGGAAGUUAAUGGCUGUCGAUGUUGCCUUUAACAAAACCACUUUAGCUUCUGGUUAUCACACAAUCUAUACUGCCGAUCGAGCUGUCGACGGAGACCUAGAGACGCAGUUUCAUUCCCUUGGGCGGAGCACUCCAUGGUGGCGGGUGGACCUUGGUGAAAACUAUUGCAUUCAGACCAUCGAUGUCUUGCCUCACAAAGAUGUCCCACACUGGUUUCGUUCCGUUGAGAUCCGUGCCGGUGUGAGUCCAGCUGAAGGGGACUUCUCUGGCUACACUCUCAUAGCCUCCUUUGCCGGCCUUACAGUGGUGUCGGCAGGUGAGUGA